CCAAGCCCAACCCGAUUCCAAAAUCAUCACCGCUUCUUCUCUUGUGCUAAAACCCUAUGAAAACCCCAAGUUCAUUGUUGCAGAAACAUAGCUUUAGAACGAACCAUGGCCAUUUCCAGUGGUUUCGCAUUUUCUUGUCGUCCGCAUUUUCCCCUCUCUCAUGGCAUGCGAAAGGUAUUUAUUAGCUGUGCCGCAGCAAUUGAAGCAAUUGAAGAGACCGACAGUGGCAAAGAACCAGCAGAAUGGAAGAGGUUCAAUUCCAAGGAAUUAGGAAUUAGCAGUUCGAUGAUCGCAAAGCCUACAAGAGUUGUUCUUAAUGGUCUCAAAAGUAAAGGAUUUGAAGUUUACCUUGUGGGGGGCUGUGUUCGGGAUCUUAUUUUAAAACGAACACCCAAAGACUUUGACAUUAUAACUACAGCUGAACUUAAAGAGGUGAGGAGAACAUUUUCACGUUGUGAGAUAGUUGGAAGACGGUUUCCGAUCUGCCAUGUGCAUGUUGAUAAUGAAGUUGUGGAGGUUUCAAGCUUUCACACCUCAGGAAUAAGGUCUGAGAGGGGCUUGAGUUUAUCUUUUGAGAAGCCAGUUGACUGUGAUGAGAAGGACCACUUUCGAUGGAGAAAUUGUUUGCAUAGAGAUUUUACAAUAAAUGGGUUGAUGUUUGACCCUUAUUCAAAAUUCGUCUAUGAUUACAUGGGAGGAGUGGAUGAUAUCAGGAAAGCUAAAGUACGAACAAUCGGUCCUGCUAGUUUCUCACUCAUAGAGGAUUGUGCUCGAAUCCUUCGUGCAAUUAGAAUUGCUGCCAGACUAGGAUUUCGAUUUGGAAGGGAGACAGCUCUUUCUAUCAAAAACUUAUCAUCUUCAGUCCUGAGGCUUGAUAGGGGAAGGCUCCUCAUGGAAAUGAAUUACAUGUUAGCUUAUGGCUCUGCUGAGGCUUCACUAAGAUUGUUGUGGAAAUUUGGUUUUCUAGAAAUACUUUUGCCAGUUCAGGCAGCAUAUUUUGUUCGUUACGGUUUUAGAAGACGCGAUAAGAGUCUCUGUUUUCCAACCUCGAUAAGUUACUGGCCCCUGAUAGGCCAUGCCACAGUAGCUUAUGGUAAGAUUCUUUGCACAGGCUUCAGCAAGGUUGCAAUUUUGGCUUUCCAUAAAGCAAUCUCAGAUCAGCCAAGGGACCCUUUGGUGGUUGCAGCAUUUGGCCUUGGUAUCCAUAACGGAGGCGAUCUGUCAGAAGCUUUAAGUAUAGCUAAAAGGAUCUCCACACAACAUGAUGGAAGCUUUCAUGAGUUGGAGUCUCAGGAUCUGGACUUGGCAGCUUUGAAAGAGGAAGUUGUGGAACUGGCAACUUCUGUUCAAAGGGCAUUAACUAAUAUGACAGAUGAGUAUUUUGUCUCACGAGCAAUGACCAACUACCCUAAAGCGCCGUACUCAGAUCUAGUAUUUAUUCCACUAGCACUGUAUUUAACAACGUGCAAGGUUUUCCAAUGCGUUAGAAUGGGAAAGGAGAAGGGAUUUGUAGCUAAGCAAGGUAGCAAGAUAGACUAUGAGUUGUUAGCUUUGGGUAGCCUACAGGAAGUUCGACAUGUCUUUGCAAGGAUCGUCUUUGAUACCAUAUAUCCAUUAAACAUUGGCGAGGAUGAUACCUAGAAUUUUGUUAGCGGAAGUCAUGUAUUUUUUCCAGUAGAAUGUAUUAUCAGUUGCAGGAAAAGCUGUUAAGUGUAAGGAAAUAGCUUGAUCCAAUAAAAACAGUUGUCGUGUUUGCCUUGAAAAAUAUUGUGUAUACUCUUAUCAUCUGGUUGCUGGUUUUUCGUGAA
Nicotiana tabacum (common tobacco) is the source of this 1808-nucleotide messenger RNA. RefSeq lists its product as uncharacterized. Lineage: Eukaryota; Viridiplantae; Streptophyta; Magnoliopsida; Solanales; Solanaceae. The record is from RefSeq and is a predicted model, not a curated record. Gene Ontology annotation, molecular function: nucleotidyltransferase activity; RNA binding. Gene Ontology annotation, biological process: RNA processing.